Molecule: messenger RNA, 603 nt
Organism: Magnolia sinica
Lineage: Eukaryota; Viridiplantae; Streptophyta; Magnoliopsida; Magnoliales; Magnoliaceae
Exons: 3
Coding region: 76-471 (131 amino acids)
Source: RefSeq, a predicted model, not a curated record
CUUAAUGAACAAAUUUCUCAGCAGCCCGAUACCUCACAGACUAGCACAGGAAGGAAUGACUUGUUCUCUCAAGUAAUGGGAGAAGAUCGACAUGGCCGAGUCCGCACUUAUGGGUUAGGCCCCACUCCUACUGAUUUGUGGGGAACAACACGUAGCCAACGAAGGAUUACCUCCGCUGCUCAGAGUAGAAAUGAAGAAUAUGAAGGACUGCAGAUUGAAGUAUCAUCCCUAAAAUCGGAAGUUUCAUCCCUAAAAUCAGAAGUAUUAUCCCUAAAAUCAGAAUUUUCAUCUUUUAAAGAAUCCAUGGCGCAGCUGAUAUCCUCUAGGACAAAUCUGAAAUCCACAGUAUCAGAUAAUUCAGCUAAUCUCAACCUAAACCAACCGGCCUCAUCAUCAAGCCAGGGACACUUAGCGAAAAAGGAAAAGACUAUGACUUGCAGUAGUACCGGGGUCAAAGCUUUUCACCUAUGAUGAUGCUGUGGAGAGAGUUGCUCGCCAACUUGGCUUGGAUGAUCCAACAAAAAUUAGGCUUACUUCUCACAACUGUUACUCUCAACAACCUAAGCCCCAACCCAUCAAGUUCUAGGGUGUAGAACAUCUGUC